Rattus norvegicus (Norway rat) is the source of this 5401-nucleotide messenger RNA. It is a transcript of the gene Optc, whose product is annotated as opticin. The record is from RefSeq and is a predicted model, not a curated record. Lineage: Eukaryota; Metazoa; Chordata; Mammalia; Rodentia; Muridae. Gene Ontology annotation, cellular component: extracellular matrix; gel phase of interstitial matrix.
AUGAGCAUUUAGCCUGCAUGUAUGUACGUGUACCACAUGCGUGCCUGGUGCCCACAGAGGUGAGAAGCUGGCACUGGAUCUCCUAGAACUGGAGUUAUGAAUGGUUGAGAGCCUCUGUGUGGGUGCUGAGAAGCAAAUACCAGUCCUUUAAAUGAGUAACACAUACUCUUUAACUUCCGAGUCAUGGCUUUAAGCCCCCCAAAUACUUUAUUAAGAAACUCCUGGGGUUGGGGAUUUAGCUCAGUGGUAGAGCGCUUGCCUAGCAAGCGCAAGGCCCUGGGUUUGGUCCCCACCCAGCUGGGGGGGGGGCGGGGACAAAAAAAAAAAAAAAAAAACUCCUACAGCCAGGUGGUGGCUGCUAUCCCAGCACUCUGAUGGCAGAGGCAGACAGCCCUAUAGGAGUUUGAAACCAGCCAAGGCUACAUAGUAAGAUCUUGUCUCAAAAAAAAAAAAAAAAAAACAAAAAACAAAAAACAAAAAAACAAAAAAAACCCCAAAAACAAAAAAACAACAACAAAACAAAACAAAAAACUCCUAAGAGAAAUAUCCCAAAGCCUUCGAGAAUUUCCUCAAAAUUCAUAACCUUCAUGAAAAAAAUGUUCCUUUUAGACCAGAAAUCUAAUAACUCCACUUGAAAUCAAAACCGCCCGUACUUUGAAACCACCGAUCUCAAACUGUGGAGGGUUUCUCGGCGUGCAGCAUCAAGGCGCUGCAGGAAGAGCAUGGUCAACUUUUCUAACUAAUUGGAGAAAUACGGUGUCCACAGGAAGUCCCCAGGGCAGACAGCCAAGGAUCAAAUCAUCUGGAAAGGUCUACAGGCCAUAUACAAGUUCGAAAAACUCAACAAUAGUUACCCGCGCUCUCUUCAGAGGGAGUCUGGGUACAGAAGGGGAUUCUCACCCCUCCUAACCUAGGCUGUCUUGUGUAGGAUGAAAACUGACUGAUACCCUUGCCCAGCCCUACCUGCCUGGUAAGCAGGUUUCAGACCAACUGUGUGCGAGGCAGGACUCAGUUAAGAAUUCAAAGCUGGGUGAUGCAUACCCCUCUAUGCCACUGGGGGAUCAAUAACUGGAUUAGAGGGUGGGGUAUCCGCGAAUUCUUUUCUCUUUGUUGUAAUCAUGCUAACUGUAUGCAACUCAGGAGGGACCUUUCCCUCUGCCUUGGAAAGUCUCUUGUGAGCCGGCCCUGGGAAAUCUAGUUUUGCCAGAUAAGAGGAGAAGAAAGCAUAUGAGAGCGGGAACAAAAACAGUAGCUUGCUAGGCUGGGGUCUAGCCCAAGAAGGAGUAAGCAGAGGGUUCCCAGUUUUCAGCAGCGAAUACCAAAGGGCAGCCGGGUCUCUGAACUUUUCUGCCCUCCUCUCUCACUGCCCACAACAGGGCAGCAGCAGGGUCAGCGGGCCAGACUUUGUAUCCACAUGGCCUGUUGCUUCCGUCUCAUCAGUACACCUCCUGUGUCUGCUAAAGGACAGCUCUUGCCAGGCUCAUGGAUCAGGGACUGCGCCCGCCCGCCUGCCGCUUCCCACACAGGUCCAGGUUUCCAUCCACCAACGGCCCUGAAAUCCAUGGGAACGACCGCAAGCUUGUGAAGGCGGGAAUAGAAGCUGGGAGAAAGUGUAGGAUGAGAGCCUGCCUGUAUCGCAGUUUGCCUCGGGGGAUGGGGGUGUGGGGUGGGGAAGUGCGUGGGAGCAGGCGCAUGCGCGGUGCAGGGCUGGCUGUGCCGCCUGGGAGUGCGGGGGCGGACACUGAGGAGCGAUGGGGCGACCGUGGCGGGAUGGCGGGGGAGGGGGAGUGUGGGGUGUCGCCGAGAGCAGGGAGAAGAGUGGGAGCAGGUGGCAGGGGGAAAUGAAUGAACAGUCUCAUCUGUAUUCCUUGCAGGGAUAUAUGGUAUGGAGGUGGGAGGGGUACAGAGUCUCGGCUGUCUGAUGGGGACUGAGGGUCUCUGGAAGAACAGAAUGAAGGGGUAGGGCCUGCCAAAUGUGCCAUCUGCUUCGAGGGCGUCCUCUUGGGUUGGGACUCUUAUCUCCCUCCACUCAGCUGAGCUUCUGAAGCUGUCAGUCCCCAGAUGGGGGAUCUCCACAGCCUUGUUCUGGCAGGUGGCCUCUUCGGGUUGCCAGGUUGCCGGAAUCCCCUUCCCACACCAUCUGAGGAGUCCUCAGGGUCUAGCUAUUAGGUCUGCCCACUCACCUGGCAUCGCGAAUUGGGGAUGGGUUCUGCUAAGACCAUCUGCUCUGAGGGCACAGAGUACUGUGCUCUUAGGAUUCCUGGGAUGAGACUAUAAGGAAUUAGAGGACUUCCUGUCUUGUCCUUGGUGACCACGGCUUGUAAACUUGAAGUUGGUCUUCAGAUCCUGCCCCACUCCCUCUUUCUCUCUAGACCAUCAUGAUGUUCUAGGGGUAGGGCUGGGUGGGGUGCCCCAGGGCCUGCUCUUUCUCUCUUUGGAUUCCACCUAUGAAAUCCAGUGUCAUUAUUUCUGAGGGGAUGGGGAGUGGGGUGAGAGACAGGGACAACAAGCUCCAUUCGUCCGGGAAAACUCAGCUCAGUCUUCUGAAAAACUCCCAGUCUAACUGAUGAACCUUCAAAGACCAGAGAGGAAGGUGUGGAGGCCAUGGUGUGUAUGUGCGCGCACGUGUGCAUGUGCGUGAUUAAGCAAAGAAUUCCUGUUCAUUAAGAGAAGAAAUGAGAUUAGGGACCCCUGAGGAAAAAGGAAGGAAAACAGCAGGACACGACAAAGAAUGGGAAAUCUAAUUAGACACAUGGAUCCCUGGGCCAACUACUUGUCCUCUCCCUGGCCAAUAAAUGAGGGAGUGUCUAGCUGUCCCCUAGUCUGGCAGGCAGUCAUCAUCCCCAUCAGAGUCUUUGUCUCCCUGGAAGCUGCUGGACCAGACGGAACCAAAACUUCUAAAAGGAUGUACGUCGAAUGGAUUCAGCCGUUCCCACUCCUACCCUUCCCUCAGAACCUCAUGAAGUUCCUGACUUUCCUGAGUCUGUUGACCCUGGUGCUGCAGGAGGCAGGGACAGCGUCUCUCCUAGGAGAGAGAGAAAGAGAAGAGAAGAGCCCUGAGGAAGCUGACACUUAUGCAUCCCUGCAUGUGGGGAACUAUAGCCUGAGCCUAGAGGACUACAGUGAAGUCAUUGAUCUGAGCAGCUAUGAGGAACUUGCAGACUAUGGGGACCAGAUCCCUGAGGCCAAAACAAGCAGUCCGACUCUUCCAACAAGAACUAGUCCCACUAGCCCUGUGGUUCCAAGGACAUUGCCAUCACGCCUCACAAUGGCCGGACCUACCACCACUGGACUACUGAACUCCCAGAGCAGUCACGGCCUGCCUACCUGCCUGGUCUGCGUGUGCCUUGGCUCUUCUGUGUACUGUGAUGAUGCGAACCUCGAGAACAUUCCUCCUCUUCCCCAGAUGACCACCUACCUCUACGCUCGCUUCAACCACAUCAGCCACAUCCAGGCUGGAGACUUCAAAGGGAUGACAAAACUGAGGAGGAUCGAUCUCUCCAGCAACUCCAUCUCCUCCAUCCACAACGAUGCCCUCCGCCUGCUGCCUGCCCUGCAGGAUCUGAUCCUUCCAGAGAACCAGCUGGCAGCCCUGCCUGUGCUGCCCAGUGGCCUCGAGUUCCUGGACGUCCGCCUGAAUCGGCUGCAGAGCUCAGGGAUACAGCCUGAGGCCUUCGUGACGCUGGAGAAGCUGCAGUUUCUCUACCUGGCGGACAACCUGCUGGAUUCCAUCCCUGGGCCUUUGCCCCUCAGCCUGCGCUCCCUGCACCUGCAGAAUAACAAGAUUGAGGCCAUGGAAAGUGACACCUUCUGUGACACCACGGAACACAGACAUGAGCGCCGCCGGCAGCUUGAAGACAUCCGCCUGGACGGGAACCCCAUCAAUCUGAGCCUUUUCCCAGAGGCCUAUUUUUGCCUGCCACGGCUCCCCGUGGGCCGCUUCACCUAGCUGCCACUGGUCCUUGCUUGCUUCCCAGACAGUGCUUGGAGGCUCACCAGGGGAGCACUCUCUCCCUGCACCUAAGAAGUGAUCUGUAGCCCAAGUUCCAGGCAGCCUAGGAGCCAGAGAGAGAGAGAGAGAGAGAGAGAGAGAGAGAGAGAGAGAGAGGAGAGAGAGAGAGAGAAGAGAGAGAGAAAGAGAGAGAAAGAGAGAGAGACAGAGACAGAGAGAGAAGACAGAGAGAGAAGACAGAGAGAAGAGAGAGACAGACAGAGAGAGAGACAGAGAGAGAGAGGACAGAGAGAAAGAGAGACAGAGAGAGAGACAGAGAAGAGACAGAGAGAGAGAAAAAGAGAGAGACAGAGAGAGAGACAGAGAGAAAAGAGAGAGAGAAGAGAGAGAGGAGAGAGAGAGAAGAGAGAGAGAAAGAGAGAGAGACAGAGACAGAAGACAGAGAGAGAAGACAGAAGAGAGAGACAGAGAGAGAGAGACAGAGAGAGGACAGAGAGAAAGAGAGACAGAGAGAAAGACAGAGAAGAGACAGAGAGAGAGAAAAAGAGAGAGACAGAGAGAGAGACAGAGAGAAAAGAGAGAGAGAAGAGAGAGAGAGGAGAGAGAGAAGAGAGAGAGAAAGAGAGAGAGACAGAGACAGAGAGAAGACAGAGAGAGAAGACAGAGAGAAGAGAGAGACAGAGAGAGAGAGAGACAGAGAGAGGACAGAGAGAAAGAGAGACAGAGAGAGAGACAGAGAAGAGACAGAGAGAGAAAAAGAGAGAGACACAGAGAGAGACAGAGAGAAAAGAGAGAGAGAAGAGAGAGAGGAGAGAGAGAGAAGAGAGAGAAAGAGAGACAGAGACAGAGAGAAGACAGAGAGAGAAGACAGAGAGAAGAGAGAGACAGAGAGAGAGAGACAGAGAGAGGACAGAGAGAAAGAGAGACAGAGAGAGAGACAGAGAAGAGACAGAGAGAGAGAGAAAAAGAGAGAGACAGAGAGAGAGACAGAGAGAAAAGAGAGAGAGAGAAGAGAGAGAGAGAAGAGAGAGAGAGAGAGAGAGAGAGAGAGCGCCUUCAGCCACUGAAUUUGCAUCUCUCUCUCCUCUUUCCCUACACCUUAUGGUUCCUGACUCAGAGCAGCAGCGUCCACAGCAGAGAUCUUUUCCACGCUCUCCAUACCCAUCUUCCCACACAGAAUUCCAGGAGAACCAUGAAAGGAAGAGGAGGAAGAGGAGGCGGCAGAGGGACAGAAGCUGGGAUGGAGGGGAGGGUUGGGAGGGGGAGAGUCAUCAGUGUGCUGGAGCCUGGUCUUUCUGACUGGUAGGCUGACAAGACUGAUAAUUACAUUUCCCAGAAUUUUGCAGUUCAGUUGUUAAACACAGCCAUUAUGAAAAAUUAAAUUACAUAACCUUGCAGUUAAAUAUACUAUGAUGAAAACAGCUGGAAUGAACUCACAAAACUUGCCAC